Molecule: messenger RNA, 1993 nt
Organism: Pararge aegeria (speckled wood butterfly)
Lineage: Eukaryota; Metazoa; Arthropoda; Insecta; Lepidoptera; Nymphalidae
Gene: Kpc2
Exons: 9
Coding region: 84-1988 (634 amino acids)
Biological process (GO): protein peptidyl-prolyl isomerization
Molecular function (GO): peptidyl-prolyl cis-trans isomerase activity; protein binding
Source: RefSeq, a predicted model, not a curated record
UUAUUCCUUAUUUUUGUGUUUUAGCUAAUCAAAAUUUGGAGUCUUAUCCUAAUAUUUUUUUUGUAUCACAAUAAAAGUGCACAAUGACUUUAAUAGGUGCUAUUCUAGAGAAAGUGCAGUCCAAAGACUCUGUUAAAAAGUAUACAUCACCGCCUCCCGAAAUUGAUGGAACUAUAUUACAAAAUAAAUCGAAAAAACGUGUUGAUAAGUUUGGACAUGUGAGGCCGGUCGUAGAUACUUCAUCCCCAAGGUAUGACGCCGAGAGGAUGUCGCGGCACCUACCAAAAUGGACGAAACAUCUUAACGAUUUGUACUAUGAGAACGUAAAGAUACUUUGCGGAAUUACUAACACUUAUAUGAGCGGAGGUAAAGUCGACAGUCGCUGGACGGUAAUGCCAUCAGGAAACAAACAGUACCACCAGAAUAGAAAGGACUCGUGUAAAAUAAUAAAUCGACAGAACCGACAAAUAUAUAAACGUAUCUCUAAAACUGGCCCACGCGUGGUGACAACAGCAUGUCUCGAUGUCGACUGGCAACGCAAUAAGCGAGAUAUGGUUCAGCAAGCUUGUUACAAGUUUGUGCUGUUUCCAAUCUCCUCGCCGGAGACCAUGGAUGACCUGGCCUUCGCGGCUUCGCCUGGAGUCAAACGGCCUAGGGUUUACAUAACACUGCGCAUGCGCAAUGCUGCGCAGCUUGGCACGCUGGUGGCGGAACUGUUCACGGACGUGUGCCCUGACACCUGUCGGCUGUUCCUGGAACUGCUAGAUGGAGACGGGCUGGGAUACGGCUAUGUGGGGACGAGGUUUUUUAGGUUGGUACGCCAGCCCAACUUACAGUCACUCUUAUCCACCAACGAAUUGUCCUACGAGCUGAGGAAGAUAUUAAUCUCACUGAUAGAAGCUGGAGCGAGAUUAGCUGCAGCCGGGAGAAACUAUGAGCUGACUUUAGCUCAAUUAUCAGCAGCUUUAGACGAACCCAAGCGCACCCAAAGGAUCGUAGCUCAAGUUAUAACUCCUGAAGAGUUGGCUGCAAAACUUAAUAAUGAAACCGUUAGGGAUUCCGAUCCAGAUACAUCUGGCAGUAACGAUUUGUAUAAAAGAGCUGAUUGCUUGGAGCGAUUUUUGGGGAAGUUCCGGUCUUGGAGAAGGAGAAUACUAGAACCACCUAACCCAGAAGCUAUAGCUGCAUUGAGGAAUCUAGGGUUUUCGUUCGAAGAUGCUGAGGAAGCACUGCGUUCAACUGGAUGCAAUGUACCAGCUGCAGCGUCUUGGUUGAUCGGGGAACGAGGAUCCAGUGUGUUUGAACUGUUGGACGGCCUUCCCGAAGGGGUCAUACUCCAGACGUUGUUGAAACAGCCUCAGAUUCAACGUGGUCUGUUGAACACUAGGAUGUUGAUAGCGUUUAUAGCAAUGGUGGGGCAGUCUGGGAGCGCGUCCCUUUGGUUAAACUCACCUCAUGGGAGUCCUCUACUCUCGCAAAUAUCAAGGACGUAUCACUCUGAGAAGUACUGCUUGGCUGUGAAUCAGUUUUCUGAAAGGCGAGAGAACUGUACGGCACCGUCGACUUCGAAUCAGAGAAAAGUCCCCCACCUCUUCUGGAGUGGCGGCGACGUCAUAAUCGACAACGGGUUCGGAUGUUACGCUCAGAAGGGCCGAGUAAGACCCAUCUUAGCUGAGAACUACCACUUCUCGCAUUCUAUGCCAGGUUUACUGUCUAUGCGUACCACAAACGACGGUGAGCUGUGUGGUUCAUUUAACAUCACCUUCAAGGCUUUGCCGCAGUUCGAUCUCAAAAACGUCGUGUUUGGCAGAAUCAUUCGCCCUUGUGCCACGUAUGACGUCAUCAGUACCCUGGGCAGACCUCUCAGCACGCACCCUAUCGUCGAGGUCGCAGCCACGAGGCGCAGGGUUAACCGCCACUGGGUCGUUGGCGCUCGGAACACGAAGUUGCGACCAGCUACUCCAAAACAUGUGCCGACAUCGUUAUAAAUGUU